AAAUUCCUCACAGUUGUAUCCAGAGCCCAGUCUCCCAAGUGAUUCUAGAUUCUGUCAAGUAAACAAUUAACACUAACCAUCAAAGUAUCAUUCUGUAGUCCUGGCUGGCCUGGUACUCACUGUGUAGCCCAAGCUAGGGCUCCUCCUUUCUCAAGCACCAUGCUUGGUUCCAAUCUACAGUUAAUAACCACCCCAUUUCGUAUGCUGUUAAGAAUCUUUUUUGGCCACAGCUCUUUAUCUAGCUUUCAACAUCUAGCCUCUUCUCUUUGGCACUUAAACUUAUUUUAAAGACAAUGCCUCUACCAUAAAAAGAUAUGUGAGCAGAAGAGUGGUUGCCAGAAAAGGUAGAAUAAAGGUGGAAUGGGAAGGUAAGAGAUGGGUUAAAAUGAACAAAGUCACAAUCAAUCAGGAGGAGUAAGUUCUGGUGGUCUACAUGAAGAGUAAGGUGCCGUCCGAGAAGACCUUCAAGCAGCGCUGCAGCUUCGAUCAAAGAGUGGAAAAUGUCCGGCUCAUAGGGGAGCGGCACCCCACCAAGAUCCCUGUUAUAAUAGAGCCAUACAAGGGUGAGAAGCAACUGCCUGUCCUGGACAAAACCAAGUUCCUUGUACCUGAUCACGUGAACAUGAGCGAGCUCAUCAAGAUAAUUAGAAGGCACUUACAGCUUAACGCCAAUCAAGCUUUCUUCCUCCUGGUGAAUGGGCACAGCAUGGUGAGUGUGUCUACACCCAUUACUGAAGUGUACGAAAGUGAGAAGGAUGAAGACGGCUUUCUGUACAAGGUGUAUGCCUCCCAGGAGACAUUUGGAACAGCACUGGCUGUGUAAGACUAAAACAAUGCCUAAUGUUUGUUAAGCCCUUAUCAAGGAAAAAAGGGACGUUACCAGUGGAUGCUGGUCAGCUCACACUCACAGAUCAGAACGUAGGCGCCCACCUAGGGUGUUAGGAACUGUUUGUCAGCCAGAAACUGAGCUCCAUGCAAGCGCAUACAGCUUGGAAACUCUCUUGUGUUCAAACUUUAGAAGUUUAAAAAUAAAAUACUUUGCAUCCUAAGUUGCCAAUAAAAAAAAGACAGUACUGAAACAUACAGUUCAAACUGGUAGAAAAGAACACUUUGAACAUACUCGCUGAUCACUACAAGGAGAUAACAGAUACUUGAGACAAUAGUAUCCCUAAUACUUGCACUGAUCACCACACAGUCUAUAGACAUACCAAAUCAUUACCCUAUAGCUGAUAAAGAAGAAUAAUCAUUAGCUCAAUAAAAAUAGCAGUAAAAAAUAGAAAGAAAUAACUAAAAAUAUCAAACUUGAAAACACUAUUUCUAGACCUUACUGAGAUGAAAAUGAUUACUACCUCACCUAGACAAAUUAAAGUAUAUUCUGUAUUUUGAGUCUCCUUCCUAAUCUAAAAAUAAGGCUAGUAGCUAGAAGGCCAGAUGUCAGGCUUGCUACAGAUCACACUUACAAAGUUUUUAUUCCAGUGUUACAUGUGACAAGUUGAAAAUUGCUGUGUGUUAGUCAGAGUACUCUAGAAGACAGAACCAACAGAAGGAAGGAAUGGACACACACACACACACACACACACACACACACACACACACACACACACUCACACAUGUUUACACAAUGUAUUCUGCUUAGUCCAUCAAAGGCUGUCUAACACUGAUGAGGCUGAGAACACUGAGGCUGGGUGCCCAACCUGGUGCUAAAAAUGUGGAGGAUACCUGGAGAGCCAUUGGCCUUCAGUCCAUGUUGGAAGCCUAAUUAAGGUAGUUUCUGAUAUCAGUAAAAGGAAAUGGCAUCAGCUAAAGCAGUGGCUGUGGUGACAAAAACUCACUAGCAAAUUGCCAAGACAAGCAGGAGAAGAGCAAAGGCUUUUCUCUGGACCUCCUUUCAGCUUGGGUGUCAUAGAAUGUGCCACAAAUAACUUAAUCAAGAAAUUCCUUCACUAAUAGUUCUAGAAGCAUGUCUAUUAGUCAAUUCUAGGUCCAACCAGGUGGAUAACCAAGAUUAAUGAUCACAUGCUGUGUCUAGGAUGUGCCUACUCCUUACCCAGCUAGCUGACUCCAACAUAAAUCUCCAGAUUCUGUCCUGAGCUAUAAGUCAUGCUGAAGGAAUUCCAGUUUUUAACAUCUGAGAUUCUGACAGUGUGUAGAUAUGUUGUUUACAUUGAUAUAUCAUGUAACACAUGGGAAAUUAAUUUUUAGAAUUAUUGAAUGAUUUUUUAGUACAAAACUUUCUAAGUUCUUUGCUAUGUUUAGUGAAUGCCCCAGAAGCAUUCAUUGAAAAACAAAAAGUAGGUGCAUACAUGUAUAUUGGCUCAGUAUUAUAAAAAUAAGUCAUCAAGGACUUAGGCAACAUAGAAGGUUUUGAAGUAUAUUGACUUAAAAUUAUAAUCCAUACACCUUUAUCUUUUCUUCCUUAAAUAUUUGCGAUAAAUAUGUAUUUAAUCAAAUAUUGUAGCAUCCUAUUUGAAAUAUUCUCUGAAAUAAUGAUACUAGAGAGUUGAAAUUAUCCUUAAUUUUCUAUGGAACACAAAAGAAAAGAAGGAAAUUGAAAAUUACUUCUGUACAAAAUUAACUGCUUCUGAGGAAAAUCAGAUGCUAGUGUUUGAGUUAUAAGUAUUCUGAAAAUCAUUAAAUGUGCGAUCUGUGACUUGGAAGAAAAACAUCUAGUUUUUCGUUUGUUUUAAAGAGGGAAGAUAACACAGCAGAGGCCUUGAAGUAGGCAAGUGGCAGCUUGCCUGGGUGUCAAGAAUGAGAGUUUGCAUUAGAUUAUAGAUUCCAUUGGUUUCACUUUAGGAAAAGAGGUAUAUUAAAAUUGAGGUAAGAAUUGUGGAAAUUACAUUUUUAACAAGGGAAAUACUCCGUGAAGGGCAUGUCUUUGGGAUUCACCAGGGUGAGCCUAGACUUUCAUUCUUAUAAUUUCACAGACCAUUAGAGACCUGUGAAAAGACUGCUCUCUUCCACCCACAAAGUUCUUGAAUGGGUCUAGACAGAGUCUCCAUCUCUGAGCAUUGCAGCCAAAUCAUCCCAUUUAUGGACCCUCACAAUCACUGCACUGGAAGCAUGGUGCUGAACUGCAGACUUUAUGAACUAUUUUUUCAUAUUUUUUCUUAAUGCUUAAAUAUGGUGGUAAAUCCUGAUGUUAUUCAUUUCAAUCAUUUCGCAUAAAUUCAAAGUAUGACAAAACAACGUCCUAAUAUAGUGUAAAAACAGGAAGUCAUGAAUACAGUAUUUUUGUGGUGCUGUAGAAUGCUGCCUAAAGACCCACAGGUCUGAAAUUUCAUCUGGACUCAGAGGAUCUCUGACCCAUAUCUUUGUUACCACGCACAUACACAGCAAGAAUUCCAAUACUUGCUCUUAGCUCUCAAGUACAUUUACAUUCAUGGAUAUAAAAAGGAGUUUUGCAAAACAAAGUGAGAUGCUUCCAACACCACCUAAUAAAAGACAAAUUUUUAUGUUUCUUAAGUGUAGUUUUGCUGUGUGGUCCCUCAAAUGGGGAAUCUAAUAGUGUAAACCCUUCAUUCAAAUAAAGGCAGAUAGAUAUUGCUCACAAAGCAUGUUCUUCAAGCCAAUAGUAAAGAGAACCACAAAUCUGUGUACAGUAUAUUCUUUUGUAAUCACCACUCCUUUCCAAAAUAUCCUCUAAAGAUAUAACUUGUUAUUUUACAUAGUGUUCAAAGUCAGACUCUCUUAAAGUCACUAAUAUUUUCUUCAACAUCUCACUAUUUUCCUUAGCCCACUGGCACACAUACCAAUAGAAACCAUGCGAAUUUUCAUUAUUGUCUUUCUCCACAAACAGAAUUACAUGCUGUACAUGAGCGGCAGCAGCAGCAGCAGGACUAGACAGAAUGGUACUACCUUCUUUUUCCUGGUUCCUGAGUUCAUCCCUGAAGCCAUAUGGUGACAGUCCCUCUAGGGUUUGACAAGGUCUCUGUACACAUAUGUUUUGGAAAUAAUGUGCUUAAUUAGUCCUCAAGCUUUUUGUAGAGAACAGCGAUAGACUGGAAACUUGGAGGGACAGGAUCCCUUAACUACAAACACCUAAUUCUAACAACAUUUGGCUAGAACCAUGUCUGUUGUGGCCAUCCUGUUUUUCAGUUCUCUCAGUGGGCUGUGUUUGAAUUGUAUUACAUAGUCAUCAGUUUCUUGGCCUUCCAUUAAUUUUAACAGAACAAUCCCCAGAACAUAGUAAUUCAAACCAAUGAUAUUAAUUUUUAUAAUCUAAAUCUUAACUGCAGACACUAAAGAAUUUAGAUAGUGCUUAAGAUGAAAUCUACAAAAAUGCUGCUUAGCUUAUAUUAUGUUCCUCAUUAUCGUUUGGAGUAUAAUCAACCAUUUGAAAAUAUUUUCUGUAAAUCUAAAUAAUUUUAAUAGUAUCAGAUAUGAAUGUAAGUUUUGCAUUUCUGAAUGGUGCAGGUGUGAAUACACAAUGAGUUCUGAUGCAUGUCAUUUUACUAACAGCGGACCCUAUCAUGCCUGUCACCUGUAAAUAGUUCCUCUUCACAGAAGCAUUAUAAAAUUCUAUUGUAAUAGCACUGUUAUGCUACAAGGAAAAUUUUCAAAUUGUACUGAUUUUCUCUUGGAAACAAUAUGUCUAGGCUUAGUUUAUAAUGUGUGAUGUGAAUCAUCUCCAGACAUCUGCAUUCCUCAGCACAAUUAUUUAUAAUAUUUACUGGCUGCCUUGGAUAUGUAUCACAACAUUAUGUAAUAUGAAAGAAAACCCAUAAGGGAAGAGGAUGGUGCAGCUGGAACAGGGACAGAGUGAGAGAGCAAUGAAAGAGAUACUAUGGUAGAGGGAGACACCAUGGGGAUAGGGGGAAACCUAGUGCAAGGGAAGUUUCCAGAAAUCCACAGGGAUGACUCCAGAUUAGACUAUUAGUAGUGGUGGAGGGGGUGCCUGAGUUGGCCUACCCUAGUGAUUAGAUUGGUGAAGGCCCUAAUGGUCACCAUAGAGCCUUCAUCUAGUAACUGGUGGAAAAAGAUGCAAAGUGCCACAGCCAAGCACCAGGCCGAGCUCCAGAAGUCCAGGCAAAGAAAGGGAAGAAGGAUUCUAUGAGCAAGGGAUAUCAAGAUUAUAACAGGGAAAGUUAGAAAUAUAACCGAAUCAAGCUAGAAGGAACUAAUGAACUUUAGACCAACAGCUGUAGAGCCUGCAUGGGACUAGACUAGGCCCUCUACAUAAUCAAGACAGUUGUGUAACUUGAUCUGUUUAAGAGACCCCUGGCAGUGGGAAUAGAAUUUAUCUCUAGUGCACGAACUGGCUUCUUGGAGCCCAUUACCUAUGAUGGAACACCUUGCACAGUUUUGAUGCAGGGGGAGGGGCUUGGACCUGCCUCAACUGAAUGUGCCAGGCUUUGCUGACUCCCCAUGGGAGGCCUUACCUUUUCAGAGAGAGGAUGGGGGGUGGACUUGGGGGAAAUGCUGUUGUAGGGGAGAGAG
Messenger RNA from Peromyscus californicus insignis, 5439 nucleotides. Its product is annotated as microtubule-associated proteins 1A/1B light chain 3B-like. Gene Ontology annotation, molecular function: ubiquitin protein ligase binding. Gene Ontology annotation, biological process: cellular response to nitrogen starvation; autophagy of mitochondrion; autophagosome assembly. Gene Ontology annotation, cellular component: autophagosome membrane; cytosol; autophagosome. The transcript has a single exon. Lineage: Eukaryota; Metazoa; Chordata; Mammalia; Rodentia; Cricetidae. The record is from RefSeq and is a predicted model, not a curated record. Bases 434 to 823 code for a protein of 129 amino acids.